AUGGCGGUGAACUACAGCGCCAAGGAGGAGGCGGACGGGCACCCCUCGGGCGGCGUCGGCGUGCCGGGCGGCGGCGCGGUGGGCGGCGGCGGCGGGGGCGCCGUGAAGACCCGCAAGCCCGACAACACCGCGUUCAAGCAGCAGCGCCUGCCGGCUUGGCAGCCCAUCCUGACGGCGGGCACGGUGCUGCCGGCCUUCUUCAUCAUCGGCCUCAUCUUCAUCCCCAUCGGCAUCGGCAUCUUCGUCACCUCCAACAACAUCCGCGAGUACGAGAUUGACUAUACAGGAACAGAACCUUCUAGUCCCUGCAACAAAUGCUUAAAUGUGUCCUGGGACAGCACACCCCCUUGUACAUGCACCAUCAAUUUCACACUGGAACAUGCAUUUGAGAGCAAUGUAUUCAUGUAUUAUGGACUUUCCAACUUUUAUCAAAACCACCGUCGUUACGUGAAAUCUCGGGAUGACAGCCAGCUAAAUGGAGACAACAGUUCACUACUUAAUCCAAGUAAGGAAUGUGAGCCUUACCGCACAAACGAGGACAAACCCAUUGCUCCUUGUGGAGCUAUUGCCAACAGUAUGUUUAAUGAUACACUGGAGUUAUACCGCAUCGAUAAUGACACAAGGACUCCGAUUACUUUGAUCAAAAAAGGCAUUGCAUGGUGGACAGAUAAAAAUGUAAAGUUCAGGAAUCCUACAGGAGAUGGAAACAACUUAACUGCACUUUUCCAAGGCACAACAAAACCUGUGAACUGGCCCAAGCCAGUGUAUAUGCUGGACUCAGAGCCUGACAACAACGGCUUUAUCAACGAGGACUUCAUCGUGUGGAUGCGCACAGCUGCUCUGCCAACGUUUCGCAAGCUCUAUCGUCUCAUUGAAAGGAAGAACAACUUUCAGCCUACCUUACAGGCUGGAAAAUACUCUUUGGAUAUUGCAUACAAUUAUCCUGUACACAGUUUUGAUGGACGAAAAAGGAUGAUCCUAAGCACCAUAUCAUGGAUGGGAGGCAAAAAUCCCUUCCUGGGAAUUGCUUACAUCACUGUUGGGUCCAUAUGCUUCUUCUUAGGAGUGGUAUUGCUAUUCAUUCAUCACAAAUAUGGCAAUCGAAACACCAGUGCAGACAUUCCCAAUUAAUCUUGCAUUCUGAAAAUAAGUGUACUGCAUGUGCAUCAGGGCCAGUCCAGAAUGGACCCAGUUUUUGAAAGACAAAUCUCUGCUUCUGUCAUUUCUGAGACUGGGUGCAUAACUUUUACCUAAAGCUCCCCUUUCCCAUACUGUGGAUUAACUCUUGAAAAUGACGGGUAUACAAUUAGCUCUAUUGAUUGUAUCUCUGCCUGUGUCAGAAACAGUUUUUCUGAUGUUUGCCUCUAACUGGGCGGGCCAUAUGAUGCAUAUAGCUCCUGUUCCCUUGAUGCAUCUGCUGCUUGUUCACGUGCUAUGUAAUGUCGGUAUGAUUCAGUACAUUUAGAUUGUGUGGAGAAAGAUGGUUUUAGAUACUGUAAAUUGUUGACUUUCCAGAAUUCAGGUGUCAGUGCUGUUGGAAGAAGUCAAGUCUUAAAUGUUUUCUUCGAUUUACUGUCUUGUGUGCAUGGGCUCCUACCUUUCUUGCUGAGAUUUUAAUAUAUUUAUACAAGUUGUUAAAUAUUUUUCCUGUGUCCUACCCACCUCUAUUAUAUUAAAUCCUUUAAGUGCUCUGUAAACUUCAGCACUCUGGAUUCUUUGUAUAUUUACAAUAUAUGUGCCUGGCCAGUAAAUGAGCAUCCUAUGAAAAUACCAGAAAACCUAUUUGUUAAUUAUCUGCGUGAGAUCCUUCAAAAGAUUGUUCUGAAUUGGGACAUGCUUGUUGCAGAUAUAAUCUUUUUCUAAUUUUCUUUUGCUUUAAGUCAUAUCCAAUCCUAGUUCACUUUUUGCUGGUUUUGCUUUUUAUGAGCAGCACCUAGCAUUAAUCAAGAAGAACUUAAAAGGUUUUUUUCCAUUCAUACAUUGGGGUGAAUUCCUUUUACUGGGGUGAAUUCCUUUUACUCGAGGAGUUUCCUGAUUUUUUUAAAGCAUAUGUGUUCUGAGCAGGCUUUGUUUUAAGGGAAUUGUAUACUUUUUCCUUAUUUGGAGUGAACACCACAUGAAUUUUUUGUGGUGUUUAGGAAGUAAACGAUAGAAGUUCAGAAGUUGAGAUGGCAGUGACAUUUUUCCCUGAAAUGCAGGUUUAGCUUGCUGUGAAACAUAAUUUAAAUAUUGCAGUUAGACACAAUGUGCAGGUUAGUGUCUUAAAUUACAGAAGGAUUCACCUUAGGUUAAUUAAAAGUUAGCUGCAACCUGUAAAAUAUUACUUUUUGGUGACUUUUUUUAGAUGAUGCACAGAAACUCUAAUGUAUAUGGUGGAGAUCACUUUAUAUGCAACUAGCUUGAUAAAGUAUGGAAUAUAUUAAAAGAGACCUAAUAAAUUCUGCAAACCAUUUAAUAAGAGAUUUGGUUUUGUUCUUGAACAUAUAUUUAUUUUAUCUGGAUGAAAAGACAUCAUUAAGUGUAAAUGCAGUUUUAAAUGAGUUGUAUUUCUGGGAUUGAAUAUUUAUUACAAAAAUGCAUGGUCCAAUAGCUUAAUCUACAGGCAACUUUAAACAAAACUUAUUUAUUUAUCACAUAAUCACAUGACUGGUUUUACUUAAUUACUUGUGUAGCCUAAGAUUUUAAAUGUAUAAGUCUGGAUAAACUGUGGAAUGAGGCAGCAUUUCCAGUGUGCUAGCUUUCUGUAACUACAUAUAAUAAUUUAUUUGCAUAGUACAACCUGGCAGAACAGGGCUUUCAAAUAGUACCUUGUAAGAUUUUAUUAACAGUGUUGUAUUCAUGUUGCUAGGGUUACAGAAUAGGGUAUGUACCCUCGAAAACUUGGAGAAUGUGUUAAACUGGCUGUGGAGUAGCUGCUAGUCUAAGAUAGAGUAAAUGAGCAAGGGGAUGUCUCACAAUUACUGGUUAUUAAAAUAUUUUGAUUUUUAAAGUUUGUGUUUGUCACUUGAAAUGCAAAUAUAUUCUGCUUCAUUCAUAAUUCCUAUAUUUUCCAAGUGGGAAAGGCUGCUUUUUGGGCUGUGCUUAAAAUUAAAAAAGAAAUAUUUUUCUCUCUUCA
Melospiza georgiana is the source of this 3115-nucleotide messenger RNA. RefSeq names its product transmembrane protein 30A (gene CDC50A). The coding region runs from base 1 to 1131 and encodes 376 amino acids. Gene Ontology annotation, cellular component: endoplasmic reticulum; Golgi apparatus; plasma membrane. The transcript has 7 exons. Gene Ontology annotation, biological process: phospholipid translocation. NCBI's taxonomy places the organism in Eukaryota, Metazoa, Chordata, Aves, Passeriformes, Passerellidae. The record is from RefSeq and is a predicted model, not a curated record.